Molecule: messenger RNA, 636 nt
Organism: Rhododendron vialii
Lineage: Eukaryota; Viridiplantae; Streptophyta; Magnoliopsida; Ericales; Ericaceae
Product: arabinogalactan protein 20
Exons: 2
Coding region: 200-424 (74 amino acids)
Source: RefSeq, a predicted model, not a curated record
AAUUUAGUUACCAAACAUGGCUGAAGUCUGAAUUAGGACGCGGCACAUGGCAGGUCAUUUGCAAGUGGGCCCCAAACAAAUCCUACUAUAUAACUAACCGCAAUUCCCCCCAAUCACAAUAGCGAACUAAUUCUCUCUCUCUCUCUCUCUCUCUCUCUCUCUCAGUUCCUGUUUUGCUGAUUACUUUUUCAGAGAGAGAAUGGCCUCGUCUAGGUUUUUCAUUGGAAUUUUAUUGGCCGUGUUCGCAAUUGUUUCCGCCGUAGUUCCCCCCUCCGCUCUUGCUCAGUCGAUGGCCCCUGCUCCUGCUCCUGUCAGCGAUGGAACUUCAAUUGACCAGGGUAUUGCUUGUGUGUUGAUGCUUGCUGCCCUUGUUCUCACAUACCUCAUUCAUCCCUUGGAUGCUUCUUCCUACAACUUCUUCUAAAUUUCAGUACAUGCUCAAUGCUGGGUCAUGGGGUAGUAUAUCAUUUAGUUUGGAAUACCAUUUUUACUUUCGAGUUUUUUCUUUUUGGUGUUUUCCCAUGUAAGUUCUUUUGCUACAAUAUUGCCAAGUUUAGUCUUUCGCAAGUGGAGUGGUACCACGGAAUAGACACCAUGUACUUCCGUGCAUUUAAUAUAAGUGAACUUCAUUAACUA